GUCUUCUUCAUUUCAAGCAAGAUGAAGAGCUCAUAUCUUCUUAUUAUCUUUGCGGGCGGAUCCUUCGUUGUUGCUGGUGUCCUAGCACCCCAUCCGACUCGGACAGCUGAGUGCGAUGGCUGUGGCGGCGUUUGCGGGGAUUCUAUUGUUCAAAGCCCUUUCGAACAAUGUGAUCUCGGGCCGAAACUCAAUGGUGCUUGGAACUCUGGUUGCUCUAAGAAUUGCACUUGUACUCCCGUCUGCGGAAAUGGGAUCAAGGAGGACGGAGAAGAAUGUGACGCAGGGAACGCUAAUGGCAAAUACAACUCCGGCUGCACCACAGAUUGCAAGCUUUGCGGUUAUUGUGGUGACGGGAUACUGGAUGACGCUUCAGGGGAGCAAUGUGACAUGGGAUAUAUCUUGAAUGGAUCACCAGGAGCAAACUGCUCCGCCAAUUGUACUUUGCAAACGUGCGAAUACAAAUGUGGGAACGGUGUGGUUGAACCAGGCGAAGAAUGUGACGAUGGCCCCAAUAAUGGACCAAAAGACAAAUGCGGAACAGAUUGCAAGUGGCGAACCUGUUCUUGCGGUAAUGGUGUGACGGAGUACCCCUUUGAGGAGUGCGAUGAUGGCGAUUUGAAUGGCAGCGAAAAGUCACGCUGUAGCAAGAACUGCACCUGGAUUGUGCCCGUUGGGCACCCCAACCCUCCAUGCUGUGGAAACGGCAACGUAGAAUAUCCCGAGGAGUGCGACCAGGGCUUCAUAAACGGAGGACCUGACUCAAAUUGCACAACCGACUGCACCUGGCGUAAACCAGCUCCUCCUCGAUGUGGCGAUGGCCACAUCGAUCCAGGAGAAGAGUGUGAUGACGGAGCCGAUAAUGGUUCACUUCAAUCAUACUGCGAUAAGACUUGCCACAAAUGCACACCUCCUGGCCCUCCAGCCACAUCAGAUACCUGCCCUUGCCAGACCUGCAACCCGAAUCCAUUCUUCAACAAGUGUACGAUCACGACGAGCUGUAUCAACACUCCGAGCGGAAAUGACUAUUGUGCCUGUAGAGCGGGAUAUCGGGCUGAUGGGUUGGCGCCGACGAAUCCGAAGCAGUUCAGGUUGGCGUUUCCAGGACAGGAGUAUAGGGUCUUUGUUGCGCCGGGAGUAAGUUGUGAUACACUUUGUACGAGCCCGUUCCCCGGCCCCCAGAGUUGCCAGGAAGUGCUUGUUAAGAGCUCAUGUUGAAGUUCUGUUCUUGGCAUUUUUGAUUCUCUGAAGGGUUAGUGAGUUAUGAAUUGGAUGGAGUAGUUGGGACUUCAGGCUUCUCCACGUUGUUUCUUAGCAGAGAUAUACUUUGAUAGCUUAUUUGAUCAUUCUUUAUUGCUACUGGAGUAUGAAAUGUUGUUGUG
This is a messenger RNA of Hyaloscypha bicolor E, 1379 nucleotides long. RefSeq lists its product as uncharacterized. The record is from RefSeq and is a predicted model, not a curated record. The transcript has 10 exons. Lineage: Eukaryota; Fungi; Ascomycota; Leotiomycetes; Helotiales; Hyaloscyphaceae. The coding region runs from base 22 to 1215 and encodes 397 amino acids.